This is a messenger RNA of Leishmania mexicana MHOM/GT/2001/U1103, 2004 nucleotides long. RefSeq names its product putative cAMP-specific phosphodiesterase. Gene Ontology annotation, biological process: signal transduction. Lineage: Eukaryota; Euglenozoa; Kinetoplastea; Trypanosomatida; Trypanosomatidae. The coding region runs from base 1 to 2004 and encodes 667 amino acids. The transcript has a single exon. The record is from RefSeq and is a predicted model, not a curated record. Gene Ontology annotation, molecular function: 3',5'-cyclic-nucleotide phosphodiesterase activity.
AUGAUCAGCGGGCACGCACCGCUUCGGUUCUCUUGCCACAGCAGCGAGUCGACGCACACGCGUGCCAAGCACUUUGACAUCGCCUCCUCGCGACUCCCAGGGCCCAUUGUGAUGUCCUCUAGCAAGACCCUCAUGCAGCGCAACACGCCUGCCCUCCAGAGUCCGAAGGAAGUAUUUGCAGAACUCAACGCCAUCGCCUUUCAGACACUUCGAUACAUUGAUGAGGUGGAGCAGAUCGAGUUUGACGUCACCAACGUCCGUGAGCACGACGGCAGCAUUAUGGAGGACAAGGAGCGCCUGUUCCUCUCCGUCUGCUGCAGUGUGUUCGCAAACUUCUCCUUCUUCACCUCGCUACGCAUCAACGCGGAGAAGUUCUUGCACUUUCUCCGCAAACUUUUCACGUGCUACCCGCUCGACAACAGCUACCACAACGCUACGCAUGCGGCGGAUGCGCUUCAGAUGAUGUCGCUCUUUUUCAGAGAGCCCACUGUAAACUUCCUUUUCUCCGACGAAGAGAUAGCAAUUUCUUUUCUGGCUGUGCUAGCCGUCGAUGUCGCGCAUCCUGGCGCGUCCGACGCACUCCUGGUCGCCCUGGACCACCCCCUAGCGUCCGUGUUCGGCGACGUCGCGAUCGCCGAGCACGCGUCUCUCCUGGUUUUGACGAGCAUCCUCGUAUUGGAGGACAAUUUCUUCUUCUCAACGCCCGACGAGGCCGUCUCGGUGGACAGCGCCCAUCUCGUGAAGGAAGCACUGUACGACGUGGUGCUGAAUGCAGCACUGCGCAGCCGGCCUUCCCUAAUGUCUGCCUUGCGCGACAUCGAGACGAGCGGUCGCAUAACCGACGCCGAUGCCCCAAAGCUGAUGGCGGCUCUGCUGGUGAUGGCGUGCAACAGCUUUGCAUUUCGCUCGCAGGCGCAGUGCUGCCGAAUGGGCGCGUGGUUUCUCUCGGAGCUCCACCGGGAGGAGUGCGAGAUGGAGCGGCACGGCAUUCGUGUUACUCUGCCCCACGUUGCUGGGGCCGACUGCGCCGCAGUCCUGUCAGACUACAUAAACAUUGUCGUAAAGCCGGUGACGGCGGCUACCCUUGCCCUCGUUCCUACGGAUCUGCAGGACCGUUUGGAGUGGAACGCGGACCUUGUAGACUCGGUAGCUAGCACUGGGGGUUGUGCUUGCAAGGUUGUUGUGGAGAACUCCCUUGCGCAGUGGAUGACGAGCUCGCUGUCUGUGAUGGAGAUACUGAAGAAAGUAGCCACGCACGCAAGCAGCGUGGACCGGAAAGCCUCCAAGUGCGCUAUUCUCAACGCCUCUCCGUCGCGCUCCCAGGGAGCGGCUCCAGGCAUGAUGCGGGCCGACUCGCUUAGUAGCAGCAGCUCCACGUCAGGCUCUAUGAGUGCCGUGAAGCGAGAGGAAGCCACGAGUAACUGCCCGCAGCUCUCGUUUACGUUGGAACCGUGCUCCGCGGCCGGGAGUCCGACGGUGCGUCCCGGCCGGUCGGAGCACUACUUCUCCUUUCUGCGCCUCUACGACAAGUGCGAGCGCGCGGGAGAAUCAGCAAAAGACUUUCUGGGGCAGCUUAUCUUUCUUGCGCUGCAGCUUGAUCCCCGCUACAUCGCUGCCUAUGCGCGAAAGGGGUACGGAGAUGACUGCUGUGGUGCCGAAUGUGCCGAAAUGGGGCUCUUGAUCAGCAAAAUGGAGGAGGCACCUUCCACAGCCGAGGUGAUCGCCAGCCGCCCUCCUGGUGGGUCCUUCUCGAAUCAUGUUGCGGACGAGAUCGACUACACGGACAGUUUUAUUUUGUUUUUGAUGGACAUGUACUGCUCCCGUGAGUCGGCGCUAGCGGAGAUGGAGUCGGUGGUGCCGGUAAGCGACAAGGCGAAGACAUCGCCGCCGGCAGAACCCGCCGCUCCCAAAGCUGCACCACAGUUUCAGCAGAAGUCGCCCAUUAGGAUGCCGGUUAACACGGAGAGCAAAAACACAGGCACUAGGUUGCGACUAGUGCCAUAG